Molecule: messenger RNA, 3184 nt
Organism: Aedes aegypti (yellow fever mosquito)
Lineage: Eukaryota; Metazoa; Arthropoda; Insecta; Diptera; Culicidae
Product: alpha-tocopherol transfer protein
Exons: 7
Coding region: 879-2051 (390 amino acids)
Cellular component (GO): membrane
Molecular function (GO): phosphatidylinositol bisphosphate binding
Source: RefSeq, a predicted model, not a curated record
GUUUUGAACGCCGCCCGGUUCGGACGCUUAUCGGAUUAUCGGUCUAGCAGGUGAGGUGAGCUUCCUUCGGUAGGCGCGUGGCGUGGUCAAGCAAAAUUUCACGGCCACCAACACAGUGACGGAAGGGCUUUCGCAACAGCCUACAAGACCCUUCGGGAAAAGGCGGAAGCGUCCUCGCUGUGACCGGUACCUACCAUCUAUACCAUAUGAUUCGAUGAGCACGUGUUUGUGAAAAGUUAGUGAAUGGCUCUGGGCUAAGGCGUGAAUCCUGUUCGUGUUGGUGUUGAAAUGGGGCAUAUUUUCUUGUGGCCUGGCGAAAGCGUUUCUGCUAACUAAAUAGUGCGAAGGUUAAGCAAGUGAAAGUGUUGGAUUUUUGGGAGGAACCGUGAAAAUUUUCAAGUGCUUUUCGUAAGUCGAUAAUAUGGGUGCUGUGGUUGAUAGAUGAUAGAUUAGGUUGCUCGAAGUGGAAAUUUUAGGAAGACAAGAAAAGAAGUUGCAUGUAAAAAUAGCAAUCGUAUGACUACCGGACCAACCGUUCAGCUCUCUAAGAAAAAAAAAACAUCUACAAGUCCGCGGAUUGACACCGAAUCUGCUGACCCGCAGUAAGUUGGACUCACUUUUGAGGACCUCUUGAAGAUGAACAAGAAGCUGGAUGAGCAGCAUCUCUGAUAUUCGGGUUACUUGGGCAUAGUCAACAUGGAAUAAACUUGCCUAACACAUCGAAUAAAUGAUUAGUCAAUUCGUUACCAGCUUCUCAUGCACCAUAGUUAAUAGUCAAUCUUCCAUUGUUGUAAAACUGGAUAGUAAGUUUGAUAGAAUCGACCUAAUACUAUUUCACGCGAAUUGAACCAAAAGAUAACAAAACCCCCAGCACAAAAAUGUCGAGCACCGGAAGCACUCCCAUCAACAGCCCGCGGAAAGUCUUCGGGAAAACCGCCACCCUUGACAAGAAUGCUAUGCUCGAAUAUGAAAUGAAUAAAAAUCUAGAUUGCAAUUUUCGUGAGAAGGCGGAAAAGGAACUGGGCGAAAUGGGAGGCGAGCUAACUUACACCAAGAUACGGCAGCUGCGUCAACAGUUGAACAUCUACGCCGAACACCACCAGCGCGGCCUGGGAGGGCGCCGCGAUGAUUCGUUCCUGUUGCGGUUUUUGCGCGCGAAGAAAUUCGAUGUGGAAAAGGCGUUCAAGAUGAUGCAAAAAUACUACAAAAUGAAAGACGAGUACCCGGAAAUAUUCAAAGUAUCUCCACCGUCGGAAAUGAAGUUUAUGCUCGAGAUGCAGAUCCAAUGUAUGCUUCCAAAGAAGGACGAUAGCGGGCGGCAAAUUUAUAUAUUUAGAGUUGAAAAAUGUGAUCCAUACAAAAUUCCAGUAGACUACGUAUUCCGAAGCAAUGUGCUCGCCCUGGAGGAUGCAGUGCGGAAUCCGGAAACACAAAUUGGCGGUCUGGUGGUGUUGCUGGAUAUGGCCGGUUUGGGGUUUGCUCAUGCUAGGUACUUAUCACCACAUUUGGCUCGGAAGACUGUAGAGGUGGUACAGGAAGCUUUCCCGAUGCGAUUUAAAGCGUUCCACGUGUUGCACGAACCGUUCUAUUUUGAUGCGAUCCUUGCGGUGCUGAAGCCGUUCCUGAAGGAUAAAAUUCGGCGAAGGAUACACCUCCACGGCAACAAUAUAAAUUCGUUGCACAAAUACGUAUCGAAGGACGUCCUUCCGGUGGAGUACGGCGGCAAUCAGCCGGCAUUCGACAACACAGAAUGGCGCACCACCAUCCUGGACAACGAGCAGUACUUUAUCGAUUUGGAAUCGUACAACACGGACAGUGGUUAUCAGGAGGACAAUGCCGAUGCCGAAAGUAUCGAGAGUUUGCAAUUUGGUGAUACGGAAACCGAGGACAGUGAGUUUGAUGAGGACGAUAGAAGGGUGUUGAGUCCGAGAAGAACUCCCCGGUCGUUGGUGAAUAUUGAGGAGAUUUUCCUGAAGAACGAAAUGAACGGGUUGGUUAUUGAUGGGCGAGAGGAAAAAGGAACCGAGAAGGAGGUGGAAGAUGUGAAAUAAAGCUUGUGUGAUAUAGAUGUUAAUUUUAUUUUUUUAUUUAAAUGCGUUUAGUUUACAGAAGUUUGAAUCAAAACAUAUCUUAGUUAUAACCAGUUAUGUUUUUGUUUUCAUUUUGUCUUGUCUUUUCUAAACAAAUCGUGUCCUCAACGGUAUCUCCAGGUAUUAUUAUGAAAAUACCACUGUCUUUGUGUAUUCCUUGUAGAAUAGAUUUUUUUAAGUAUUUUUUUUUAAGAUAUGCGUUUAGUAAUCGUUCUUGCUUCCUUAAGAUUCUGUUAACUUAUAUCGCGAGUUUUUCAAGAAUCCGGCCAACAAUUUGAAUAAGAACGUCUCCAAUUACCUUUGGAAGGAAUUCCCCAAGAAAUUCCUUCAGCGAUUUUCCCAGGUAUUUUUCAUGAGUUUCACCUAAAAUUACUGCAAUGCUUUUCGUUGAGAGGUUUUCAGAUACUAUCCGAGGAAUGUUUUCCGGAAUACUUUGUGGGCUGUUAUGGCGACAUGAAUAUUUUUGUGUGAUUUGUACUUGUAAAGGGGUUAAUUGUUCUCAUCUUCAAUUUGAUUGCGAUUAAUCAAUUUGAAUUGAAAAACAUCUUCAGUAAUUUCUCAACGUAUUCGUUAGAAAGCGUUCUUGACUCCUUUGAGAUUCUGUUUACUUUUCUUAAUAUUUUUUCAAGAAUCUAGCCAAAAAUUUACUAAGAACAAUACCACUACUUUUGGAAGGCAUUCUCCAAGAAAUUUAUUCAGUGAUUUUUUCCAGGUUUUGUUCUUGUAUUCCACUAAAAAUUACUGCCCUAAGUAGUUUCAGACAUUCACCUAGGAUGUUUUCCCGGAGUACUUUCAGGGCUUGCUCAUAAAAUUGCAUUUUUUUUAGGAAUACCCCCUGAAUAUUUUUUCUAAAAUUAUUAUAAGGAGUUGUUCAGACACAUACAAAUUCCUGCAACGAUUGCUACAAGAGACAAUUAUCUAAAAUUUCAUUGGAUAUAUUUUCAUGCACCUUAUAUUGUGAUUCUCCUUCAACUUCUCCUAAGGAAUUAUUGAGAAUCUCAUGAAUAAGUUUUAAAAAUAUUGUCCAUCAUUUCAAACGGAAGUACCUCUUCAGGUAUUCCUUCAGAUGUUAUACUUUGUUGAUUCCCAUAAAU